Camellia sinensis is the source of this 5593-nucleotide messenger RNA. Its product is annotated as ARF guanine-nucleotide exchange factor GNOM-like. Gene Ontology annotation, biological process: regulation of ARF protein signal transduction. The record is from RefSeq and is a predicted model, not a curated record. NCBI's taxonomy places the organism in Eukaryota, Viridiplantae, Streptophyta, Magnoliopsida, Ericales, Theaceae. Gene Ontology annotation, molecular function: guanyl-nucleotide exchange factor activity.
GGGAGGAAGUGUUUUUUUUUAUUUUUUAUUUUUUAUUAUUCUAUCUGAAAUAGAGGGAGGGAGAGAGAGAGAGAGAGGGCCACAAAAUCUGCUCUAUCUUCGUCUUCUUCUAUACUUUCCAAUUUCCCUCUCUUCUCUGCUCUCAUCGCCCUCACCAUAGCCCAAUCCAUCAAGUUCUUCACUUCCUGAAAAUACAGAGAAGAAGAAGAGAAGAAACAUAGGAGUGGUGGAGCAGAUUUGUGUAUAGAAGAAGAAGACAGAUCUACACAGAGGAAGACAAAGGAAGAAGAAGAACAAAAAAAAAAGUAAUAUAAAAAAGGUACCAAAACGACGUCGUUUUGGUACCUCGAGCCAUUCGAGCCUCGCUGGAUUCGAGCCACCUAACGGGAUUGAAAAAAAAAAACUUGGUGAUUUUCCUUACCUUAUGCUAGGAUGAAAAAUAAAAUGUCAAAUGGAAAAUGAAAAAACAAUUUUUGGAAGAACCGAGCACAGAACUUCGAUCUGUGGAGACCAUCGCGAGGCCCAGCCCAGCGAGACCGAUUGAUUUUUGUUAGGAAACCAAUUGUUUCCUAACAAUUCACUUGCAGAUCCACGCACCCAGCACUUUCAGGAUAUGAUUUGGUCUGGUACCAUGUCCGAAUAGUUGCUGGCUAUAUAAUUCGAAUGCUUCUUGGAGUGCAUUAAGAAGCUGGGGCAAUUAUGGGGUGCCUAAAUCAGCAGUCUGGUGACAGUGCAUUUCUUGGAGAACCCAAGGACUGUAUUAGGCCUUCUAGAGGUGGUUUAGCAUGUAUGGUGAAUUCAGAAAUUGGCGCAGUUUUGGCUGUGAUGAGGAGAAAUGUAAGAUGGGGAGUUCCUUAUAUGGCAGAUGAUGAUCACCUAGAGCAUUCUCUUAUCCAAUCUUUUAAGGAACUACGGAAACAAAUUUUCUCAUGGCAAAAUCGGUGGCACACUAUAAAUCCAGUCCUGUAUCUCCAGCCUUUCUUGGAUGUGAUUCAAUCUGAUGAAACUGGUGCACCAAUCACUGGUGUUGCUUUGUCAGCUAUUUACAAAGUUUUAACACUUGACAUACUUGAUAUAGAUACUGUGAAUGUAGAUGAUGCUUUGCAUCUGAUAGUUGAUGCUGUGACAAGCUGCCGGUUUGAGGUGACUGAUCCUGCAUCUGAAGAAGUGGUACUGAUGAAAAUACUACAGGUUCUCUUGGCUUGCAUGAAAAACAAGGCAUCGGUUAAAUUGAGUAACCAGCAUGUAUGCAACAUAGUAAAUACUUGCUUUCGGGUAGUUCAUCAAGCUAGCUCUAAAGGUGAAUUGUUGCAGAGGAUCUCACGCCACACCGUGCAUGAACUGAUUAGGUGCAUUUUCUCACACCUGCCUGACAUCGACCAUGGAGAACAUGCACCACCUCAGGGAGGCAGUUCGUACAUUAAGGAGGAGGUGGGCGCAUCAGAUGUGGAUCACACUUCCAGUAAUAAACAACCAAAUAAUGGUGUUGUCAUUGUGGAAAAUAAUGGUCUGCCACCUUCAGUUGGAUUUGUGGUUUCAUUGGAAGAAAGUGCACCUGAGGAAGUUGCCCAGGGGAAGGAGGCUACUACUCAAAAUGGAGGGCAUGUUUUGACGGAGCCCUAUGGUAUCCCAUGCAUGGUUGAUAUAUUUCACUUCCUCUGUUCUCUUUUGAAUGCAAUGGAACACUUUGAAAUAGGUCCAAGGUCAAAUCCCAUAGCCUAUGAUGAAGAUGUUCCUCUAUUUGCAUUGGGUUUAAUCAAUUCUGCUAUUGAAUUGGGUGGGGCGUCUUUUGGCCGACACCCCAAGUUACUGGAGUUGAUACAGGAUGAACUGUUCCAUAAUUUGAUGCGGUUUGGGUUGUCAAUGAGUCCACUGAUUCUUUCUACUGUAUGUAGCAUUGUUUUCAAUUUGUAUCAUCAUCUGCGUACCAAGCUGAAACUACAGAUUGAAGCUUUCUUCUCUUGUGUGCUCUUGAGAAUUGCACAAAGUAAGCAUGGAGCAUCAUACCAACAACAGGAGGUCGCUAUGGAGACUCUUGUUGACCUGUGCAGGCAGCAAGCAUUUGUGGCUGAGAUGUAUGCCAACUUUGAUUGUGAUAUAUCCUGCAGUAAUGUGUUUGAAGACCUUGCCAACCUGUUAUCAAAAAGUGCAUUUCCAGUGAAUGGCCCUCUAUCUGCAAUGCAUGUUCUUGCUUUGGAUGGUCUGAAUGCGAUGAUUCAAGGUAUGGCUGACAGGAUAGGCAAUGAUUCUCCAGCUCCAGAACAAGCUGCUUCAUCAGAUCUUGAGGAAUACAAUCCAUUCUGGACAGUGAAAUGUGAGAACUAUGAUGACCCUAAACAUUGGGUUGCAUUUGUCCAUAAGAUGAAGUUCAUCAAGAAAAGGUUGAUGAUUGGAGUCGAUCACUUCAACAGGGAUCCAAAGAAGGGUUUAGAAUUUCUCCAAGGAAUGCAUCUGUUGCCUGAUGAACUUGACCCCAAAAGUGUAGCAUACUUCUUCAGAUACACGACUGGGUUAGAUAAGAAUCUUGUCGGAGAUUUCCUUGGAAAUCAUGAUGAAUUCUGUAUUCAAGUGCUUCAUGAAUUUGCUGGGGCAUUUGAUUUCCAAGGCAUGAAUUUGGAUACUGCAUUGCGUGUUUUCUUGGAAAAUUUUCGAUUGCCUGGAGAAUCUCAGAAGAUACAGAGGGUGCUAGAGGCGUUUGCGGAGAGAUAUUACGAGCAAUCACCACAUGUUCUGGCCAACAAAGAUGCUGCACUUUUGUUGUCGUAUUCACUCAUACUGCUCAACACAGAUCAGCAUAAUGCACAAGUCAAGAGGAAGAUGACUGAAGAAGAUUUUAUCCGCAACAAUCGGCGCAUAAAUGGAGGGAAUGAUCUCCCUCGAGAGUAUCUCACCGAACUUUACCACUCUAUCUGUCGGAAUGAGAUCCGGAUGAACACAGAGCAGGGUGUUACUGGUUUUCCUGUUAUGACACCAAGCCAUUGGAUUGGUCUAAUGCACAAGUCCAAACAAACUGCCCCAUUUGUCAUAUGUGAUAAUUCCGGAGCACACCUCGACUAUGAUAUGUUUGCUAUAUUGUCAGGUCCCACAAUUGCUGCUAUCUCAGUGGUUUUUGAUCACGUGGAGCAGGAAGACAUUUUACAAACUUGUAUUGAUGGGUUCUUGGCCAUUGCUAAAAUUUCGGCUUGUUAUCAUCUUGAUCAUGUUUUAGAUGAUCUGGUUGUAUCUCUUUGCAAGUUCACAACCCUCUUAGGUCCAUUAUCUGUGGAAGAAUCUAUUAUUGCUUUUGGGGAUGACACUAAAGCUAGGAUGGCAACAGUAGCCGUUUUCACCAUAGCAAAUAGGUAUGGUGAUUUUAUUCGUUCGGGUUGGAAAAACAUUCUAGAUUGCAUUUUAAGCUUGCAUAAGUUAGGCUUUCGCCCCCCUCCUCUGGCCAGCAACACGGCUGGUGAUUUGGAACCCUCAUCCGAAUCAGACCGAGGGAGGCCCGCCACAAGUUCUUCUGCACCACCAUCUCGCAUGCUAUCGGCAACCCCAUCUCGGAAAUCUUCUGGUCUGAUGGGGCGGUUCCCAACUCUUUAUCUUGAUACCGAGGAGGAGCCUGUGGCCCAACCAUCUGAAGAACAACUUGCAGCUCAGCAGCGCACUCUUCAGAUGAUUCAGAAUUGCCACAUUGAUAGCAUAUUUACCGAAAGUAAGUUUCUGCAAGCUGAGUCCCUAUUACAGCUUGCUCAGGCUGUUGUCUUGGCUGCGGGGCGACGUCGUAAGGGGAAUAAUAAUGCUUUGGAAGACGAAGAAAUUGCGGUCUUUUGUCUGGAGUUGCUUAUUGCGAUCACGCUGAAUAACCGGGACAGGUUUAUGCUUCUCUGGCAGGGUGUUUAUGAGCACAUAGCUAGUGUUGUUCAGUCAACUGCAAUGCCUUGUGCUCUUGUUGAGAAGGCUGUGUUUGGGCUCCUCCGGAUAUGCCAGAGGCUGCUUCCUUACAAGGAAAACCUGACAGAUGAGCUUCUCAAAUCACUGCAACUGAUAUUGAAACUUGAUGCUCGGGUUGCCGAUGCUUAUUGCGAAAACAUCACGCAAGAAGUUAUGCACCUUGUAAAAGCAAACGCAAUGCAGAUAAGAUCCCAAAUGGGAUGGCGCACAAUCACUUCGUUGCUUUCAAUUACCGCCCGACAUCCGGAAGCAUCCGAAGCCGGAUUUGAGACACUAUCGUUUAUUAUGGCUGAUGGGGCUUACCUGUUACCGGCUAAUUAUGUUCUUUGUGUGAAUGCAGCUCGGCAAUUUGCUGAAUCUCGAGUUGGGCUUAUCGAACGUUCUGUUAGAUCGUUGGAUCUGAUGGCAGGCUCUGUUGUCUGUCUUUCAAAAUGGUCCUGCAAGUCAAAGGAAGCUCACGGGGAGGAGGAAGCUACGAAAAUGAAUCAGGACAUAGGUGAGAUGUGGCUGAGGCUGCUACAGGGACUGAGGAAAGUAUGUCUUGAUCAGAGAGAAGAGGUGAGGAAUCAAGCCAUUUUGUUGUUGCAGCGGUGCUUGACAGGGGUCGAUGGGAUCGUCGUCCUUCCGAAUGAGUUGUGGUUGCAGUGUUUCGAUCUAGUGAUAUUCACAUUGUUCGAUGAUUUACUAGAAAUUGCGCAAGAGAACUCUCCCAAGGACUAUCGGAACAUGGAAUCUUCCCUUGCUCUAUCGAUGAAACUCUCAUCCAAAGUGUUCUUACAGUUCCUGCACGAUCUCUCACAAUCGGCAUCUUUCUGCAAGCUAUGGCUAGGAGUUCUUAAUCGUAUGGAGAGAUAUGUGAAAGUGAAGCUCAGAGGGAAACGGAGUGAGAAGAUCCAUGAACUAGUUCCUGAGCUUCUCAAGAACACUCUGCUUGUCAUGAAGGCGAAAGGAAUUCUUGUGCCGAGUGAUGCCAUUAAUGGGGACAGUUUCUGGCAAUUGACUUGGCUUCAUGUGAAGAACAUAGCUCCAUCUUUGCAAGUUGAAGUGUUCCCGGGUAAUGAAUUGGAGCAGUUGCAUACAAAAACAGCGGAGUAGUCCUGUUUCUGAUGGGAAUUUGAAUUCAAUGUCUGGAAAAUUGUUCUCAGUUUGGCGGGUUGUAGUGAGAUUUUGUUUGGGAAAACUUGAAAUUGGCCUUAAAUUGAGGAGACCUGAAAUGGGGACACUAUGAUAUUUUUGCGGCUGAGAACCAAUAUCGGAAAUUUUUACCAAAUUAAAGAUUUGUAGAACCCUAAAUCUGCAGAAGUAGAGGGAAGUGGAACAGUACUAUAGUCUCAUCUUCUCCGAUUUGCAGUUUUUAUGUGCUUUCUUCGUCUUUUUUUGAUCUCCAUGGCUCUGAAAAGAGUUUGUGCUUUUUUGAGGUUGUUUGGUGCGAUGGGCUAUUUAAUCUGUCGUUUGGGAUGAGAAAAUGGUUCCCUGAAAUUUUGCAUCGGCAAAAAGACUAAUACUGAAUUUAAAGUAACCUAUUGAAACAUUUUUCAUUUUUCUUUGUAUAAAUAUAAAUAUUGUGUUACAUCUUUUGGUAUAUGAUACACUUCAUUCAUGGAUUUCUAAAUUUGUAUGAUUUAGGAAAUAUUUGUUAAUUAUGAUUGUAAUUUUUAUUUGA